CCUUUUUCCCUUAUCACCAUUUGCUUUUCGAUUCCUCAUUAAUUAAUCGUCUUUUCUUUCCUUCGUCAACAACAUAUUCAUCACUUGGGCGAAAGGAAAUUCAUACGUACAACUAUUGUCAUCCCAUAUUGUUAUUCAUUAGAGCGUCUCUCAUCUCUCUCUUCAUCAAUUCCAUCAAGAAUUUGUUAAAAAAAAGAGAUAUUUAGUUAUAUAUUUCUUGCAUUUGCAUGCAUGCAUGGAUUUUGAGUGCUUGAGAUUGCAGUGAUUCUUCAUCGAGUUUUUCUAAGUUGGUCCAUGCACGUUUCUUGAAUUGCUGUCAAGAAGAAAUAUAUAUCUAUAUAUAAGGAUGUCGACUAAGAUGAAAGGCCUUUUGAAAGGCCUGAGAUAUAUUUCCCAGAUAUUUGAUGAAGAGAAAGAACAAGAUAUGCAGAUUGGUCUUCCCACGGACGUAAAGCAUGUUGCUCAUAUAGGUUGGGAUGGACCUAAAGUUGAUUCACCCAGCUGGAUGAAAGAAUUCAAAUCAUCUAAUGGGGGAUUCCAAUCAGCACCCUUAGCUCCUCCUAUAGAGUCUAGACAAGACGAUUCUGAAAUCCAAUGGGUAUCCGAAGAUUCAAAGAGAGGCCAAAAACCAACAAACAGUGCUCCAGGCAAAGACCACCCCGAGCUCCCAAAAACCUCUAGGCGUAACCACUCCUCAAACGAUCAAAACAACUCGAAUCACGACUCAUCUCCAAAGAAAAAAGACUCAUCUUCAAAAUCAAGACCGAGACGAUCGAAGGAGCAGCUGUCGUCUUCAGAGGGUGGCUCUAAGGCCGCCGGUCAGCAGCAGGAGGCUGGAUCCGCAUCGCCAGGACCAAACCUCCCCGACGCCCCGAAGAAAACGCGUAGAAAGAAGUCGAAAGAGUCAAUUAACAAAGAGCAUGGAUCCACGAGAAUUAGAUCUAAGGCUAAUACUUCAAGCUCAAAAGGAACUCAUAAAUCGGAUCCAACAACAGGAUCUGAAUCAGACUCGGUGUCGCAAGCAUCAAGCUCGCAUCUAAGUUCUGCUAUAGACGAUGAAGAAUCGGAGAGUAUUAGAGGAAAUUCCAAGGAGUGACGGCGUGUUUGGGGCUUUUUCCAUUUAGCGUUUGUGUGUGUUUUGCUGAAGUUGAAGUGUUUUUUUGCCUCAGAUUGUACGUAGUACCUGCAGAAAGUGAAGAUGGAUUUUCAAAGUGAUGAUGUUUAUCUGACUAGUACAUAUAUGAACCAACCCUGAAUUUAUGCGUUUUGCUGGGAAUCAGUUGUCGUUUGUAGAUGGAAGGAAAACGAUUAGAGUAUAUACAUUAUUAGUGAUAUAUGAAUGUAGCCUUUUGUUUUCAAAGAGUAUUGUAUCCAAUGGGAUUCAUCUCGUUUGUUUGUAAUAUUAUAUGCUUGUUUUCACAAACAAACAAUCACUGUAUUGUCAA
This is a messenger RNA of Sesamum indicum (sesame), 1445 nucleotides long. RefSeq lists its product as uncharacterized. Lineage: Eukaryota; Viridiplantae; Streptophyta; Magnoliopsida; Lamiales; Pedaliaceae. The record is from RefSeq and is a predicted model, not a curated record.